Messenger RNA from Lycium ferocissimum, 1298 nucleotides. Its product is annotated as peroxidase N1-like. Lineage: Eukaryota; Viridiplantae; Streptophyta; Magnoliopsida; Solanales; Solanaceae. The transcript is spliced from 3 exons. Gene Ontology annotation, cellular component: plasmodesma; plant-type cell wall. Gene Ontology annotation, molecular function: peroxidase activity; heme binding. Bases 75 to 1067 code for a protein of 330 amino acids. The record is from RefSeq and is a predicted model, not a curated record. Gene Ontology annotation, biological process: hydrogen peroxide catabolic process; response to oxidative stress.
UUUCUUAUAGAAUUUCAAUCAUUAAGAAACGUACAAAAAGAGUAGAAAUUCAUUCGCAGUACAUAUAUAAAACCAUGGAGUACUAUUACAAUUCACUUAACAAAAUGAUUACGAUUAUUGUUGUUCUCGUGCUAGCGAUGGAUGUGACUAUGGUAUUAGGACAAGGGACUCGUGUUGGAUUUUACUCCCGCACGUGCCCAAGAGCCGAAUCCAUAGUUCAAUCGACAGUGAGGUCUCAUUUUCAGUCUGAUCCAACGGUGGCGCCGGGGUUGCUGAGAAUGCACUUCCAUGAUUGUUUCGUACAAGGUUGUGAUGGUUCCAUCCUCAUUGAUGGUGCUGGCACAGAGAAAACCGCUCCCCCGAAUACAUUGUUGAGAGGAUACGAGGUUAUUGAUGAUGCUAAGAAGCAAAUUGAAGCUAUUUGUCCUGGAGUUGUUUCAUGUGCUGACAUUCUUGCACUUGCUGCCCGUGAUUCCGUUCGUGUGACUAGGGGACUGACUUGGUCUGUGCCCACGGGACGUAGAGAUGGACUAGUUUCAAGAGCAGCAGACGCUGCUAAUCUGCCAGGUUUCACUGAGUCUGUCGAUUCUCAAAAGAAAAAGUUUGAUGCAAAGGGUCUCAACACUCAAGAUCUUGUCACCCUUGUUGGUGGGCACACAAUUGGAACCUCAGCUUGCCAAUUCUUCAGCUACAGGCUAUACAAUUUCAACUCCACUGGUGGCCCUGACCCUUCAAUAGAUGCAUCUUUUCUUCCUCAGCUUCGAGCAUUAUGUCCACAAAACGGAGAUGGCUCGAAGCGUGUGGCACUAGACACUGGAAGCGUAAACAAUUUCGACAACUCGUAUUUCUCCAACCUGAGGAGUGGUCGUGGAAUUCUGGAAUCGGACCAGAAACUAUGGACCGAUGCUUCCACCAAGGUCUUUGUCCAAAGGUAUUUAGGUAUUAGGGGAUUGCUUGGAUUGACAUUUGGCGUGGAAUUCGGCAGGUCCAUGGUUAAAAUGAGCAAUAUUGAAGUUAAGACAGGGACUAAUGGUGAAAUUCGUAAAGUUUGCUCUGCAAUCAAUUAAUUCAUUCAACUAAUGCAUAUAUGUUGUCCCCUUUUAUGUGCUUAAUAGUACUCUUUAUAGUUUCUUUCAGUCAGCGCAAGCUGCAAAAUCGAAUUGUUAGUGGUGUGCAAUAUCAAGAAAUAAAAGCAUUUACCGAGUGAGCUUGCUGUUGCUCAUUGGUUCCCCAUUCCCUGUUUCUGUAUAAAAACUUUUGGAUUGUCGAUGUAUGGAACUUAAAUUAUUUUUUUACUA